GGAGCUCUACUGUCUCUCACCCCAGACUCAGAAUCCACCUCAAACCCUUUUCCUUUCUGGGUUUGCUCUCUUCAUCUCUGUAAGGAAAAUGUUGGUGUUAGUCUCUGUGUUGCUUGUAUGCUCUUCAGCCUUCAUAAGUCCUGCUCUUGCAGCAAAAGUUUCAUAUUUUGAUGGAUUUCUCCAAAAUGGCAACUUUGAAGAAGGGCCCAAGCCAACGAACCUGAACAAAACAGUCAUCAAGGGGAAACACUCACUACCCAAAUGGGAAAUCAGUGGCCUUGUUGAGUACAUCUCUAGUGGUCCACAACCUGGUGGCAUGUUUUUUGCUGUUGCUCAUGGUGUUCAUGCAGUAAGGCUUGGCAAUGAAGCUUCAAUCUCCCAAAGCAUACCAGUUAAACCAGGCUCCCUUUACUCCCUCACCUUCGGUGCUUCAAGGACUUGUGCACAAGAUGAGGUGUUAAGGGUCUCAGUGCCUCCUCUAUCUGGGGAUCUCCCACUUCAAACUUUGUACAGUAGCAAUGGAGGUGACACUUAUGCUUGGGGAUUCAAAGCCACCUCUAAGGUUGCUAAGGUGAUAUUCCACAACCCCGGCAUUCAAGAAGAUCCUACUUGUGGACCUCUAUUGGAUGUUGUAGCCAUUAAAGAGCUUUACCUUCCCAUGCCCACAAAAUUUAACAUGGUUAAGAACGGCGAUUUUGAAGAGGGUCCUCAUCUUUUCCAUAACUCCACCAAUGGUGUUCUCCUUCCCCCCAAGCAGCGAGACCUCACGUCCCCACUCCCAGGGUGGAUCAUUGAAUCUACGAAAGCUGUGAAAUACGUAGAUGCAAAGCAUUUCAAUGUUUACUCAGGACAAGCAGCAGUUGAGCUAGUUGCAGGCAGGGAAAGCGCCAUUGCCCAAGUCCUGAGAACAGUUCCAGGCAAAAUCUACAAUGUCACUUUCACAGUUGGAGAUGCAAAGAAUGGCUGCCAUGGAUCGAUGAUGGUUGAAGCUUUUGCAGGUAAAGAGACCCUGAAAGUCCCCUAUAAAUCCCAUGGAAAAGGUGGGUUCAAGACUGCUAGUUUCAAAUUCACAGCAGAUACACCAAAGACAAGACUUACAUUCUACAGUUCCUUCUACCACACAAGGAUUGAUGACUUUGGAACUCUCUGUGGCCCUGUUUUGGAUCAAGUUAUGGUUUUAUCUGUUAAGCAUUAGUUGUUAGCCAGUACAAUCAAAGUGUCAUUUAAAUCAUAUAUGUUAGGUUCUGUUUCUGUAUACUUGAAAACUUGGCUGUGGUAGGACUUCA
Molecule: messenger RNA, 1286 nt
Organism: Telopea speciosissima
Lineage: Eukaryota; Viridiplantae; Streptophyta; Magnoliopsida; Proteales; Proteaceae
Exons: 3
Coding region: 89-1195 (368 amino acids)
Source: RefSeq, a predicted model, not a curated record